Molecule: messenger RNA, 2065 nt
Organism: Dicentrarchus labrax (European seabass)
Lineage: Eukaryota; Metazoa; Chordata; Actinopteri; Moronidae
Product: heme-binding protein 1-like
Exons: 5
Coding region: 409-984 (191 amino acids)
Source: RefSeq, a predicted model, not a curated record
CCCAUGCUGUAAUCUUGAUGUCCCCACUUUAAGUGAGCCUAAACCAUUCUGAGUGAAAGGUGGUCAUAUAAGUGAGCGUCAAGCUGGUGAGAGGAAAAAAACUAGGAGCGAAGGAGGAGGGCGGAGACACUCCACCCGUCAGAGUGGAGGCUGAUUUUGUUCAUUCCUUGGUUCGGCGAAGGGGCGAGGAGUCAGCAUCUGCAACUUCUGCCUCCGAGAGGGGAAAAAAAAAGCAUCUGUUGAGGAGAGAGGAGUUGGACGACCACAUAAUAAGGGAGCUGUCAUCCGAAUAAAGGAAGUUGAUUUGCAAAUAAAAAAGCAAACAAACAAAGCACAAGGACGAAAGGGAGGAGGACAAAGAGCGAACCAAAGGAGCAGAGAGAGGAGAGGUGACCUGGCCGAAGCGACAUGUUUGGCAUGAUCAAGAAUUCGCUCUUCGGGAACACCGAGGAGACGGAAUAUAAAUUGCUGAGCAGUGAGACGAAGGAUGGAGUUAGCUUUGAUGUGCGGCGGUAUGACGGUGCCAAGUACGCUGUGGUCUCCUCCGAGGGACGAACCUUCGACCAAGUGACAGGCGAACUGGUGAGGAAGCUGCUCAUGUACAUCGGCGGGAGCAAUGAACAAGGUGAGGCCAUGGGCACAGCAGCUCCCAUCAUCAUCACAGUGUACCCGCGGAAUGAUGGUGUUCUGUCUCGCCGUUUGAUGGUCGCCAUCCGCAUCCCCUCCAACUACCAGCAAAGCCCCCCGACUCCCACCGACAGUGCCGUGAAGAUUGAGGAUCGGCCUGGCAUGACUGUCUACGCUCUGCAGUUUGGAGGCUUCGCAGGGGAGAGUGAGUACAGAGCAGAGGCCUUGCGUCUGACGCGCACUCUGGGUGAGACGGCGCCCUUUCAGCGCAAGCAGUACUUCUGCUGUAGCUACGACCCACCACUCAAGCCUUACGGACGCCGCAACGAGGUGUGGUUUCUACAGGAGGAGCCAUAGGAGCCAUUCGAUCAGAUCUGAGUCAAAUCUCAUGCUGAAUUCUUUACCCGACCUUAUUUACCCUUCCACUAUACUGACAAACCCUGUAGCUCUAACGGUAUUUGAUUGGUGAGAGCAAUAUGGUGACUGAUAGACCUUUGAACCCAAAAUGGACGGAUAAAGAUUACCCAUGUUGCCUUUACCCAUCUGAUCUUCUGCUUGUCACACAUACUGUAGCUACACUGAAGUUAGGUGUUCAAGCAAUGGGAUGACUUAAAAUUCAACAUCAGUGCAGUUAGCGUUUUCUCAUUUCACCAUCACAGUUUCUUUAUUUUGGUUUCUACUUUAAACUCAGCCAUUGUAGCUCUGAGUGAUUUAAGGCUUCCAGACAGAUGUAGUGUUAAGAAGGAAAAGUAUUUCUCGGAGACCCAUGCAAUACAUUUCACACUGAAUUUUCAUCUGAAACAUUUGCGUCAAUGGAACAGUAUGUAGCACUGACAGUGUUGUUCUCUAAGCCUGGGGAAAAUAGAUAACCAUUAAACAAGUAACUGUGGAUAAUCUAAUAUGAAUCUGUACUUAGAUCCAACUGAGCAGAUUUUUUUCAUUCCUUUAAUAACUACGUGUUUGUCCUAAAGGGUCGUCCCUGUAGAGCUCUCAUCUGCCAGAAGAACACGCAGUAGGGUCUUGCACAUCUUUAAUCUAGUUUACAAUUUAGUGAUGGCUGCAGAGAAAUGUACAGAGAUAACAUUAGAUACAUGGUAGUAAAAAGCACACUUCCUUUUCCUGAGUAAGGAACUGGAGAGAAACAGGAGUUGAGCCAUAAAGUAGAACUAGUCUUUAUGAAUUCAUGGGUGGACAGCUGUGAGUGGAAGUUAGCUAGCUAGCUGUAGGUGUUGUUCUGAACUUUGUGGUUCUGUGUUGAUCCAUUUGCGUGUAGUGAAUAUUGUGUGUUUUAGUGCAUGACAAUGCCAUCUUUAUUCAUUUAGACUCUUUAAACUGUGUUAUGAGAAACAUCUGUACAGUGUGACUUUCUGUGAUAAGGGUAAAUAUAAUGUUCAGGUUUGAUAGUGUUUCAUAACAUAAUAAAUAUAUCAUUCAGUAA